Messenger RNA from Aureobasidium subglaciale EXF-2481, 1062 nucleotides. RefSeq lists its product as uncharacterized. Gene Ontology annotation, molecular function: zinc ion transmembrane transporter activity. The transcript has 5 exons. Gene Ontology annotation, cellular component: membrane. The coding region runs from base 1 to 1062 and encodes 353 amino acids. Gene Ontology annotation, biological process: intracellular zinc ion homeostasis; zinc ion transmembrane transport. The record is from RefSeq and is a predicted model, not a curated record. NCBI's taxonomy places the organism in Eukaryota, Fungi, Ascomycota, Dothideomycetes, Dothideales, Saccotheciaceae.
AUGGCUCGCAGCAAUUCGUCCACUUCGACCAGACUCGUCGUAGUCAUCAUCCUAUCGUUUGCCUUCUUUGCGUCCGAAAUUCUGAAUGAUCUGAUUGCAUUCUGUGUUGCUCUGGUUGCCGCAAAGCUGUCAGAUCGCAAGAAUGCUCCCGCAAGCCUUGCUUUCGGUUGGGAAAGAGCAAAAGUCCUCGGCGCCUUCUUCAAUGGAUCCUUCUUGAUCGCUCUUGGCCUGAGCAUCUUCCUGCAAGCCAUUGAACGUUUCAUAAACAUUGAAGUCAUCGAGGAGCCUCGCAAUGUUCUCAUCAUGGGAUGUAUAGGACUUUUACUUAACGUGGUCUGCAUCCUAUUGGUUCAUGAUCAUGGACAUCACCAUCACGGCUCUGGCAAAGAAACCAAAGCUGGUGUCCCCGUCCUUGAGGUGUCGGAUCUUGAAAAUCCAUCGAGAAAACAUGAACACGGCGACUUGGGACUCAAUGCCGUCGUCAUCCACAUCCUUGGAGAUGUCCUGAACAACCUUGGAGUCAUCGCUGCUGCCCUUGUCAUGAUGCUGGUCCGAUCGCUGAGCAGGUUCUACGCCGAUCCAGCUGUGAGCAUGGCAAUAGCGAUUAUGAUCGCUAGCAGCGCUCUUCCUCUUAGUGAGUCAAGUCACACUUCUAGUAAGAAGCCGAUCGUUGACAAAAAAGCCUUUCGGAGCGGACACAUCCUCCUAGGAAGCACACCGCCCAGCGCCCAGAAUGCAGCAGUAAUCCGAGAGCUCAACAAGAUACCAGGAGUUGUGUCGGUACAUGACCUCUGUGUCUGGCAACUGAGCCAGGAAAAGUCAAUCGCUUCGGCGCAUAUCGUCAUGUCACCCAUGGCCAGCCAGGAAGUAUUGUCGAGAAAUAGCUUGGAGAUAGAGGAGUCGCCCAUGCCAGAGCAGCCGGUAGAGACGAACAACGGACGACUUGCGCGUCUUGGCAAGUGUCUGCAUGGGUUCGGAAUUUACAGAAUGACCCUGCAGAUUGAAGAAACUCCGGUAAAAACCAAGGGAGUGCAAGAGCUUCGCGGAGAGAAAAGGUCGUAG